AUGCCUCGUCUCCUGAGAGAUGCCUUCUGUGUAAUUGAGACAUUUCACAAGUAUGCCAGUGAGGACAGUGACGGGGCGCUGCUGACUUUCGGGGAGCUGAGGCAACUCCUCCAUGAAGAAUUUGGGGACUUUCUUCAGCCACGUGUCACUCGUGCUGUGGAGAGAAACUUGAAUCUUCUGGGUAUUGACAGUGAUGGCACCAUCAGUUUUGACGAAUUUGUUCUUGCAAUCUUCAACUUGUUGAAUCUCUGUUAUCUUGAUGUACAAACAUUACUGAGUUCAGAACCAAGACAAGUGUCUAAACCAGAGAAGGGGAAGCCAUAUGGUGUGGAUCUUCAGGCGACCACCAGAAAUAGUCAGCAGACAGCAGGAACUCCAUCAACUCAAAAACAGUUAGUGCUCCCUUCAGGAAUGGCAUCGUCAUCUCAGCUCAUCCAUGGAGAGAGUGGAGCAGUUAGACACAAUAAGGUGAACCGAUGGGGAGAUGCCGAGACUCACAACCCUCCAGAAGAAGCAUCUGAGCACAAGGGCCCUAAGAACCAACACCUGGAAGGAGAUAAACAGAGCCAGGAAGUGGUCCAACAUGUACCAGCCACAGAAGAAAAUGAGGCCCAACUUAAGAUAAAUAAGCCAAUGGCAGGAUCAGAACAGACCAGCAGUCCCACAAGGGGAGAGGGACAGGACAAGGAGAUCCCCAGGAAGGGAGAUAAACCAGCCACAGAACAAAGUGGCACCAAGACAAGGGAUCAGUUUGGGGAAAAGGAAGGAAGCUUUGGAACCCAAAGUUCUCCACCAGAAGAAACAACACAGAGACCAUCUGAAGAUCAGGAAGUUGCAGCAAAAAGAGUUGUUAAGAAACAUGCUAAAACACAAGAACCACCCCUGCAAGGAGAAGAUGAACCCAUUUCAGAGCACGCUGACCUGCCAGAACAAGCUACUGCUAGGAAACCAUCUCACACUCAGAGAUCAACUGAUCCUGAGGAUGGCAGUAGAACAUCUGAGACUCAGGAACCAGGAAAGGACGCUGAGAGGAUACGACCUGAGACAAAGAAUUCAGAUGGACCUGAGGAUCACGGUACAACAUCUGACACCCAAGAAUCACCAGCACAAGAAAAAGAAUGUGAAGCCAAAGGCUCUCCAGCCCAAUGUGGUAGCACAGAUGGUUCAGAAACACCUGAUGUUAGAGCUGAAAGGAAAGAGGGGAGAGGCUCUGAGGCCCAUGGAACAGCAGGGCAGAAAGAAAGUGAGAGAAAAAUUCAGCCACCAGCCCUGGAAUCCCAAACACAUGAUGAUAGGAAGUAUCAGCAACUCCAGGGAUCACCAAAGGAAAAAGACACUGAAAAGGGUUCUGAGACACAAUAUCUAAGUUCAGAAGGUGAUCAGAAUCACCCUAAAACUGAAGGAUCAGCAGUCUCAGGAGAAGAGGCAAGACAGGCUGAGGAAGGUAAAGCAGAAGCAUUUGUGAACAGCAACAAUGGCUCCGCAGCAGAAGGAACACUAGGAGCAAAAGAAAGAACACAAGAAUCAGCAUCACUUGAGAACCAGUCAGAAGUAGAAAGUAAUGGGGUCACCAACCUAAUCAAAGAGGAUGAUGGUCACCAGGGGGAGGGUCCUGAGUCAUCAGUCACACAGAAUGAUGAGGGGUCUUCUGAAACUUCCAACAGCCUGGCUCCAGAGGAAGAUAACAGCAGCUCAGAGACAGGUGAACUGCCUGUGCGAGGAGGUCAUAAUAAUAACCCAGAUACACAGAAACAGGGAGCACCAGGUGAGAAAAACAGAGCUUGGGAGGCAGUGGUGCGGGCAGUCCAAGGAGAGGAUGUGCAGCUCACAGAGGAACAGGAACAGCCUACCAGAGGAAAACACAAGAGUCACAGCUCAGGGACCAAAGGCCCAGGUGCAGCUGCAGAGCCCAGUGGAUACCUGGAGGCACAGGAGUACACAGCAGGAGGCAAAAUGAGAAAGUCCCCAGGCACAGAGAUCCCGGGCACCUUGGAUGCAGACUUCACUGGCUACAUAUCCACAACACAGCUCCCUGAAAAGGGAGACAGCAAGAAAGAGCUAAGGGGCCUGAGUACCAAAGAAGAGGAAGGUGGAACAUCAGAGACCCAGGAUACACUGCUAAAAAGUCUGGAUGAGGACAAUUCAGCCUUCCCCAAGACAUACCUUGAAACAGAGGAACCUGUAAAAUUGGAGGAGGAGGAUGAAGGUCCCCAAGAGCUGGCAAAAGAAGGUGAUGACCAACAAAGUCCCACCAAGAAAGAGUACCGCUCCUCAGUCCCCCGGUCAGGCCUUGAAGAGAGGAUGCAGAGAUACUGAGAGCCCUAUGCUGUGGAGAGGGGUGCCUUCUGUUACAGUCCACGAUACGAGGACCAACAGGAGAAGAUACUGCAGAAAACAAACAUAAUCCAAGAGGAGCAUCCAAAUCAAUCUCAGACAGCACAGGCAUCAGGUCCAGAGCUUUGCAAAGACCAAUCAAGAGCAUCCCUCACCAGCGAGAUCUCAGGUUGUCCUGCCUUUUUCAACCACAGCCAAGCAUCUCAACAGUACACCACGGAACUUCUGCCUGAUGAGGAUCCUGCUGAUGCACAGCAAAUACAGCAAACAUCAGCUCCCCAGGCCUCGGAAGAUAAGCAGAGUCACCCUUAGAAAGAGGAAACAGUACCAAAAUUGGAAGCAAGCAUCACAAAGAAGUGA
This is a messenger RNA of Cynocephalus volans (Philippine flying lemur), 2694 nucleotides long. It is a transcript of the gene TCHHL1, whose product is annotated as trichohyalin like 1. NCBI's taxonomy places the organism in Eukaryota, Metazoa, Chordata, Mammalia, Dermoptera, Cynocephalidae. Gene Ontology annotation, molecular function: transition metal ion binding. The record is from RefSeq and is a predicted model, not a curated record.